Messenger RNA from Drosophila melanogaster (fruit fly), 1544 nucleotides. It is a transcript of the gene SkpA, whose product is annotated as SKP1-related A. The coding region runs from base 755 to 1243 and encodes 162 amino acids. The transcript has a single exon. Lineage: Eukaryota; Metazoa; Arthropoda; Insecta; Diptera; Drosophilidae. The record is from RefSeq and is marked reviewed. Gene Ontology annotation, biological process: protein ubiquitination; ubiquitin-dependent protein catabolic process.
UUAGAGUUUCGCCAUCUGGUCACUAUAGCCGUUUCGUUUUUUACGUGAGUAUUGUGAAUUUGGUGUGUUGAUUUAUAUCUCAGUUGGAGCCUGCGUGGAAAUAGUGUCAGUACGUUUAAAGGCAUCAUCGUAAGGUUAGUCGGAAAACAAAUAAAAAGCCUACAAAUAGCAAGCAAGAACGCUUUCGCAACCACAAGAAAAACGAACAUACGCACGCAUCCAUCUGUGGUAGAGUCGGCUUGUGUGGGGGUGAGUGGAUGUGUGGGUGAGCAUUUCUGGAAAGUGCCGUUCUCUAUGUUUCGAUUCUACUUAUCCCUUCAUCACCAUUUCAUCGUUGAAUCAUCACGAAAGAAACAUCGAAAGUGCACAAUCGUUUGUUAUCUUUGUACGAAAACAACGGUGAUUUCCACACAGGCAUAACCUGCAAGAGUAAUACGAUACAAAUUUUGAUCUGAUAUGACCUCAUUUUAGUCGGUUUGAAUUUUAAAGAGAGCGACUCUGCAAACUGCAGGGAUAUGAACAUACAAAAUUCACAAAUGAUUGUUUGCAUCCUAGUUGCUUAUAUUCAUUUACACGCAUGCUUAUAUGCUUACAUCUGUUAUCAAUAAUUGACGACUUGGUGCAUGCGAAGCAAACGCAUUGAAAUGACUAUUGGGAUCCACACACUGUUAAAAAACACACUGAUUGCACUGCCACACAUUUCUCAACUAGAACCUAAUGUUUUAUACUGAACUUAACUGCAGGAAAGCCCAAAAUGCCCAGCAUCAAGUUGCAAUCUUCGGAUGAGGAGAUCUUUGACACGGAUAUCCAGAUCGCCAAGUGCUCCGGCACUAUCAAGACCAUGCUGGAGGACUGCGGCAUGGAGGACGAUGAGAAUGCCAUUGUGCCGUUGCCCAAUGUGAAUUCGACGAUUCUUCGCAAGGUGCUUACCUGGGCUCACUACCACAAGGACGACCCCCAGCCAACGGAGGAUGAUGAGAGCAAGGAGAAGCGCACAGACGACAUUAUCUCAUGGGAUGCAGAUUUCCUAAAAGUCGACCAGGGCACACUGUUUGAGCUGAUAUUGGCAGCGAACUAUCUGGACAUUAAGGGCCUUCUGGAGCUCACCUGCAAGACUGUUGCAAACAUGAUUAAGGGAAAGACUCCCGAGGAAAUACGCAAGACCUUCAACAUUAAGAAGGACUUUUCGCCCGCCGAGGAGGAGCAGGUGCGCAAGGAGAACGAGUGGUGCGAGGAGAAGUAAAGCGCGGCAUUUCGCGGGACCAACAUUAAGUUGAAACAGCUAGGGGAUUCGGGAACGAAUUGGAUUUGCAGCAUUGCAACUUUACUUAGUUGCUACUUUCAUUUACAUUUUUUUUUAUUUUUAACCCCAGCAGAGACUCGAUUUAAAUUGUGUAUAAAUGAUCUGUUGCUGAUUUGAUUCGCGGGGUUCAUUUUUUGUCGUAAAUAUAUCUCAUAUACAUACAUAUGCGAGAUUGUAACACUCUCUUUAACCUAUUGGAGUAACACUUGAUUUCACUUUAAUAAAUAUAACUACCCAACAC